Ficedula albicollis (Collared flycatcher) is the source of this 3241-nucleotide messenger RNA. RefSeq names its product transmembrane protein 132A (gene TMEM132A). The transcript has 14 exons. The record is from RefSeq and is a predicted model, not a curated record. NCBI's taxonomy places the organism in Eukaryota, Metazoa, Chordata, Aves, Passeriformes, Muscicapidae. The coding region runs from base 11 to 3241 and encodes 1076 amino acids.
CCCUCCGGCCAUGGCCCUGGCGCCCCGGCUGGCGCUGCUGGCCGCCGCCCUGCUCUGCGCCCCGGUGAGGGGUGAUGGGGAGCCCCCGGAUCCCGUGUUCCUGCCGGCGGAGCUGGAGGUCCUUGGAGUGCCCGAGUCCUACCGGCUGCAGAGGGUGGAUCAGGACGUGGCUCCCAACUCUUCCCUGCACACCCGCUCUGAGACAUUCCUGCUGCUUCGUGCUGGAUCCCAGCCCCUGGUCCAGGCCACCUAUGCUCCGUUCAGCAUCCGCCAGGAGGUGUCCAUGGAGAGCCUGCCCGGCUCAGCAGCUUGGUCCAUCCGUGCCGUGUCCCUGGAGAGCUCUGUGUCCCCUGCCGAGCCCGUGGCCCGUGUCCUCUUCCAUCUGCACGGGCCCGACUGGAUGCCUGGGAAGCAGGAUCACGCCAGAACCCGGGAUCAUCCCAAGGACUGGAACCACCCUGGGAUCUGGGAUCACCCUGAAGUCCGGGACCACCCUGGGGGUCAGGGUCACCCCACGGACUGGGAUCAUCCCAGGAAGCAGGACCACCCCAGGCACCAGGACCAUCCUGAGCAGCGGGACCACCAUGGAGUCCGGGAUCACCCCAAGGAGCGGCACCACCCUGGGAUCCACGAUCACCCCAAGAACUGGGACUACCCCAAGGACCGGGAUCACCGUGAGCAGCAGGACCACCCUAGGAACUGGGAUCCUUCUAGGGAUCGGGAUCGCUCCAGAGCUCGGGAUCUCCCCUGCGUCACCCUCCAUGCUCACCACCGCGGGCGGGUGGCCCGGGGGACAUGUCGCCUGCAGGCCCCGUUGGGCGUGUGCGUGGUGGAGCUGGAGAUCCCUCCACGCUGGUUCUCCCUGGGAUCUCUCCAUUCCCACCGGAGCCAUCGGCGGGAUUCCGAUCCCUUGGAGCCUCCGGAGCACCCAGAACCGGCUGAGCUGCGCUACAGCGUGGGGGAGUGUGGGAGUCAGGAGCGGGAGGCUCUCACGUUCCUGGGAAUGCUGGAGCUGCGGGCAGGAGAGCCGGAGCGGCGGCAGGAGGUGUGGCUGGAUGAGAAGGUGCUGCUGCGUGUCCCCAAUGUCCCCCUGCGGCCCGGGCAGCGCUUCACGGCCACCAUCGCCCUGCGCCACAACUUCACCGCUGACAGCCUGACCUUGAGGAUCAAGGCCAAGAAGGGCCUGCAGGUGGUCUCAGCCCAUCCCACAAUUCCCAGCACCUGGAGCGUGCACCUGGAGCGUUCCCGCGGUCCCAAGCACUCCACAGCCGUGGUGACGUGCCGGCGGCUUGGGGACAUCCCUGCCAUCCCUGACAGCUCCAGGGCGUCCGAGCCGGCCGCGUUCCUGCACCUGGAUGUGGCGGUGGAAAACGGGACGGGAGGGCUGGCGCCGGCGCGGCCCCUCACGUGGCAGGUGGAGUAUCCUGGCCAGGAUCCCGAGGCACAGAAGGACAAACUGGUCUGGGAAAUCCAGGUGUCGGAGCGAGAUGUCCGUGCCCUCGUCCCGCUGGUGCAGGAGCUGGAGAUCCUGAACACGGCGCCGCUGACCGGGAUCCCCCGCGUUAUCCCGGUGAAACUGGUGGCUGUGGAAGCAGGGGGCGGAGUGUCCGAGCUCACGGAUCCUGUAGGAUGUGAAUCUGCAGACAAGCAGGUGCUGCAGGUGUCGGAUUCCUGCGACCUGGUGUUCGUGGGGGGCAAGGAGAGCCGAGGGGCGCGGGGGGCCCGCGUGGAUUUCUGGGUGCGCCGGCUGCGGGCGGAGCUGAGCUUCUCCGUCUGGGCUCCGCUGCUCCCGCUCCGUGUCCAGCUGGGUGAUCCCAUCCUGGAGCAGCUCCGUGGCUGGAGACUGCCCGGGGGGCCUGACAGUGCCGUGGUGGAGUCUGAGGACCCCGCAGAGGAGCCGGAGCGGCGGGCGCGGGGCUGCCGGCCCCAGUACCAGCGCACGGGGCUCCGUGUGCUAGCACACUUCGUGGCCCACCCCCUGGAUGGUGGCCGUCACCUGUCCUACCUGCCCGGCCCUGAGUGGCUCCUGGAUGUCACCCACCUGGUGGCUGCCCGGACCCGUGUCCAGGACCCCCGCGUGGCCUCACUGGAAGCGGGGGCCGUGGUGGUGGGCCGGGAGCCUGGCGUCACCUCUGUGGAGGUGCGCUCCCCGCUCUCCGACUCCAUCCUGGGGGAGCAGACGCUGGUGGUUUCUGAGGAGAAGGUGACGGUGACAGAGCUCCACGCCCAGGUGGUGGCUGGGCUCUCCUUAUCCCUGCGGACACAGCCGGCUCAUCCUGGCGUGGUCACCGCCACCGUCCUGGGGACACCCACACUACGGGCCCUCAAGCAGGAAGCGACACUGUCCAUCUGGCUGUCCUUCUCCGACCACACGCUGGCUCCACUGGAGCUCUACGGGUGGCACGACGUGGCCUUGACCGUGACGUCCCUUGACCGCGCCGUCGCCACCGUCAGAGGGUCCCCUGGGGUCCCCGCUGCCCACCCGUGGGUGGUGGCCGAGGGGCCGGGCCGGGGGGCCCUGCUGCAGCUCAGCCUGCACGCCCCCGAGCCCUGCCGGCGUGGGCGGCACCGCGCCGCCCUGGCCGCCGGCACCGCCUGGCUCGAGGUGGGGGUCCCCUCCGCCGGGAGCCCCCGGCCCUUCCCGCGGGCCGAGGGCGCCAUGUCCGGGGAGGCGGUGACCGUGGGGCGCAGGGACCCUGCGGGCGUGGGGCCAGCGGCCACCAAGCUCCAGGGCUCUUCCUCGGAGGAGGAUGAAGAGGAAGGCUACGGACAGAACCGCGCCGGCAUGGGAGAGGAGGAGGAGGAGGAGGAGGAAGAGGAAGAGAUGGUGAAGGCUCCGGAGCGGGUGACUGACCUGGAAAUUGGGAUGUACGUGCUCCUGGGAGUCUUCUGCCUCGCCAUCUUCAUCUUCCUCGUCAACUGUAUCUUCUUCGUGCUCCGGUACCAGCAGAAGGAGCUGCCCGAGCCAGGCGGGGCCCCCUCAGCCCCGCAGCCCCACAACUGGGUCUGGCUGGGCACCGACCAGGAAGAGCUGAGCCGGCAGCUGGAUCGGCAGCAGCUGGAUCAGGACGGGGCUCCCCCCGGCUCCCCGGCCCCCGGGGCGCCGCCGCCGUCCCGCAAGGAGGGGUCGUCCAUCCUGGUGGCCAGCGAGGACGACAUCCGCUGGGUGUGCGAGGACAUGGGGCUGCGGGAUCCCGAGGAGCUCCGGAGCUACAUGGAGAGGAUCCGCGGCAGCUCCUGA